CGUGCGUCCUGGCGCAUGUACCCAGAGUUCCCCCGUGGUCAGCAGAGGAGUAAAUGACUGUUUGUAUGUAACUUUCACCUCAAAUCGUUUAAUUUGGACUCCAGUUUUAUGACUGAUUCCGCUCUGUGGUUCUGUGUGUCCUCUCUGACUGUUCGGUAGUCGGUACUAAAUGCUGCGGCGCUGCUGCCUGGACCUCCCCGCGGUUUUGGAGCAGGUGGUUAUUUCACGGUAGCACUUAGUCUGUCGGUGCUUCAGUUUUAUCCUCUAUCCGGGCGGACAUGUCGGGACAGAAACCGUCCUUGAAGACCGGCGGCUCCGCUGAAAGCCGCUUCCAGGUGGAUGUGGUGACAGAGGCAUCAUCCGCAGCACCUGCACCUGUCCCGGCUUCCACCGAUGGAUCCAAGCCGCCUGAUGACUCCAAAGGCCGGUUCAGGGUGGUGGGGUUCCUGGAUUCGGGCGCGCUGGGCAGCGCGAUGGACAUCGGGCUCCCACCGGAUGUCUCCCACGAGCCGGACACGACCAAGAGCGACUCGGUCAGCCUCCAUUCAACGGGCACUGGGCAUACCCACAUCUCCGACUCCCACUCCAACACCUACUACAUGAGGACCUUCGGACACAACACCAUAGACGCUGUGCCGAACAUCGAGUUCUACCGGCAGACUGCUGCGUCCUUCGGGGAGAAACUGACCAGACCGUCGCUGUCGGAGCUGCAUGAUGAACUCGAUAAAGAGCCGUUUGAGGAUGGUCUGGCCAAUGGAGAGGAGCCCUCAGCAGCUGAGGAGGCGGCGGCGCUGGCAGCGAAGGAGGCGAAACGAGGAACUGUCAAGUUUGGUUGGGUCAAAGGAGUCCUGGUCCGCUGUAUGCUUAAUAUCUGGGGUGUGAUGCUGUUCAUCAGAAUGUCUUGGAUUGUUGGACAGGCUGGCAUUGGACUGACGAUUGCGAUCAUUCUCAUGGCCACUCUGGUCACCACCAUCACCGGUCUGUCUACCUCUGCCAUUGCAACCAACGGCUUCGUUCGAGGAGGAGGGGCGUAUUACCUGAUCUCCAGGAGUCUGGGGCCAGAGUUCGGAGGCUCGAUCGGUCUCAUCUUCGCCUUUGCCAAUGCUGUGGCUGUGGCCAUGUAUGUCGUGGGCUUCGCCGAGACGGUCGUCGAGUUGCUUAAUGAUGUUGACGCCCUGAUGACCGAUGAGCUCAAUGACAUUCGAAUCGUCGGGACUCUGACCGUCAUCCUGCUGCUGGGAAUCUCUGUAGCUGGGAUGGAGUGGGAGGCCAAGGCUCAGAUUGUCCUCCUGGUUAUUCUGCUGGGAGCCAUCGCCAACUACUUCAUAGGAAGCUUCAUGCCAACAGAAAGCAAGGAGCCCAAAGGAUUCUUCGGCUACCACACGGCCAUCUUUCUCGAGAACCUGGGUCCAGACUUCAGAGAGGAAGAGACGUUCUUCUCUGUGUUUGCCAUCUUCUUCCCAGCAGCCACUGGGAUCCUGGCUGGCGCCAACAUCUCUGGAGAUCUCGCUGACCCUCAGUCAGCAAUCCCUAAAGGAACCCUGCUGGCCAUUCUCAUCACAGGAAUCACCUACGUGGUUAUCGCCAUCUCUGCAGGCUCCUGCCUUGUGAGAGACGCCACCGGCGACCACAAUGACACGGUGAGCGACACGGUGAACUGCACCGACGCCGCCUGCACACUGGGAUACGACUUCUCCAUCUGCAAGGAGGGAGGCUGUCAGUACGGCCUGAUGAACGACUUCCAGGCGAUGAGUCUGGUGUCGGGCUUCGGUCCUCUGAUCACUGCUGGGAUUUUUUCUGCCACUCUGUCGUCGGCUCUGGCGUCGCUGGUCAGCGCGCCCAAAGUCUUCCAGGCUCUGUGUAAAGACAACAUCUAUCCAGGACUGGGCAUGUUUGCAAAGGGUUAUGGGAAAAACAACGAGCCUCUCCGAGGUUACGUCCUGACCUUCUGCAUCGGCCUCGCCUUCAUCCUCAUUGCGGAGUUGAACAUCAUCGCUCCCAUCAUCUCCAACUUCUUCUUGGCCUCCUACGCUCUCAUCAACUUCUCUGUCUUCCACGCUUCCUUGGCCAACUCUCCAGGGUGGCGUCCCAGCUUCAAGUACUACAACAUGUGGGUGUCUCUGGCGGGGGCGAUCCUGUGCUGUGUGGUGAUGUUUGUCAUCAACUGGUGGGCGGCUCUGGUCACCCUGCUCAUCAUACUCGCUCUCUACAUCUACGUCGGCUACAAGAAACCCGAUGUGAACUGGGGUUCGUCCACUCAGGCUCUGAUCUACAACCAGGCUCUGACUCACUGUCUGAACCUCACCGGAGUCGAGGACCACGUCAAAAACUUCAGGCCGCAGUGUUUGGUGCUGACCGGUUAUCCAAACUCUCGUCCUGCUCUGCUUCAUCUGGUUCAUUCUUUCACCAAGAACAUCGGUCUCAUGGUCUGCGGUCACGUCAGGACUGUGUCUCGUCGGCCGAACUUUAAGGAGCUGUCGCAGGAUAACGCCCGCUGUCAGCGCUGGCUCACUAAAAAACGUAUCAAAGCCUUUUACUCUCACGUCUUUGCUGACAACCUGAGGCACGGGGCGCAGUUCCUCCUGCAGUCUGUCGGUCUCGGCCGCCUGAGGCCGAACACGUUGGUUAUGGGCUUCAAGAACAACUGGAGUGAAGGAGACAUGAGAGAUGUGGAGAUUUACAUCAACACCAUACAUGAUGCCUUUGACCUGCAGUUUGGAGUCGUGAUCCUCCGCCUGCAGGAAGGACUCGACAUCUCUCACAUCCAGGGACAAGAUGAACUGCUGUCGGCCCAGGAGAAGCCACCCAUUGGCAGUAAAGACGUGGUGGUUUCUGUCAGUGUGACUAAAGACUCAGACACUGACUCCUGUCCUUCCAAAACCACCAGCAACCAGAGCAGCCCGCUCAUCAUUAGAGACACCAAGUCUCCUCUGAGUCUGACCGACCAGCGACUGUUGGAGGCCAGUCAGCAGUUUAAGAAGAAACAAGGCAAAGGAACCAUUGAUGUCUGGUGGCUGUUUGAUGAUGGAGGCCUGACUCUGCUGAUUCCCUACCUGCUGACCAACAGGAGCAAGUGGGGCGACUGCAGGAUCCGUGUCUUCAUCGGCGGGAAGAUCAACCGCAUCGACCACGACCGCCGAGUGAUGGCCACGCUGCUCAGCAGGUUCAGGAUCGACUUCUCUGAUAUCAACGUCCUGGGAGACAUCAACACCAAACCCAAGAAACACAAUAAGCUGAGUUUUAAGGAGCUGAUCGAGCCGUACAGGCUGAAGGAAGACGACAUGGAGCAGGAGGCUGCGGAGAGGCUGAAGGCUCAGGAGCCCUGGAGGAUCACUGACAACGAACUGGAGCUCUACAAGGCCAAGACCAACCGUCAGAUCCGGCUGAACGAGCUGCUGAAGGAACAUUCCAGCAACGCCAAACUCAUCGUCAUGAGUAUGCCUUUGGCCAGGAAGGGCACCGUGUCGAGCGCCCUCUACAUGUGCUGGAUGGAAACGCUGUCUAAAGACCUCCCGCGUCUGCUGCUGGUCCGAGGAAACCACCAGAGCGUCCUCACCUUCUACUCCUAAAGACCACGUUCACACCAAAUCCAGCAAUGCAGCUCUCCUCUUCAUCUGAAUGGAGGCGGUGCGUUUACGCCGCAGGAGUCGGGACCGCAUUAUAAAAAAAACUAAAAAAACGCAGCGGCCAUCCGGCAAGAAGUUGAACUGACUGACCAUGAAGUUAACACACACACACACACACACA
Messenger RNA from Thunnus maccoyii (southern bluefin tuna), 3747 nucleotides. Its product is annotated as solute carrier family 12 member 2-like. The transcript has 26 exons. Gene Ontology annotation, cellular component: membrane. Gene Ontology annotation, molecular function: sodium:potassium:chloride symporter activity; ammonium channel activity. The record is from RefSeq and is a predicted model, not a curated record. Lineage: Eukaryota; Metazoa; Chordata; Actinopteri; Scombriformes; Scombridae. Bases 279 to 3569 code for a protein of 1096 amino acids. Gene Ontology annotation, biological process: chloride transmembrane transport; sodium ion homeostasis; sodium ion transmembrane transport.